AUGCAGAGCACAGUGAAGAGCCUGAAAGUUACUUACAACGAUGUCAGGGAAAAUGGUACGUUUACGAACGGCGACACUCUGAAUGGACAAGUCAUUUUGGAAGUCACCAAAGACUGCAAAGUGGAAUCGCUUUACGUCAAAUUUAAGGCUAAAGCCGAAGUGAUGUGGAGUGAGAGACACUACAAACAUACUUAUACUUACUACGACAAGAAGAAGUACUUCAGCCUCAAACAUUACUUUAUCCGGGAUGGAAACGAAACCGAUGGAAAUCAACUGUUGAAUGAAAAUGGCAAAACAUACAGUGAUUUACUUCCUCCAGGAUCUCAUGUCUUCCCCUUCACCUUUCAAGUCCCUUUGCAAGAAAUACCGUCCUCCUUCAGUGGUUCGGUUGGUGAAAUUGUGUACCAGCUCGAGACCAAGCUGUGUAGAUCCAUGAGGUUCAGAACAAAAGAAACCCUCAAGAUUCCCUUUGUGGCAACAGUUGCCCCCGACACGUUGGCACAACUAAUGAUGACACCUCAACAGGAUUUUAAGGAUAAAAACAUGCAUGUGUUCAGCUCGGGAGCUGUGGCCAUGGAUGUCAAGAUUGAAAAAUCUGGUGUCUUCCAAGGAGAGGCUUUGCAGAUUUCAGGCUCCAUUCAGAACAACUCCUCUCGUGAUAUCACACCUAAGUACUGCAUUUACAGUAAGCACAGCUUCUUUGCAAGGGGGAAGAGAAAGCUUGAUACUAAAGACCUCUUGAAAGAGGUGGGAGAGCCUAUCCCUCCAUCAGCCAGUGUAACAAUCAAUAAGGUCAUCACAGUUCCCCCGUAUGUGAAACCCUCCAUCCUCAACUGUGAAAUCAUCAAACUGGAGUACAGACUCAGGGUGUAUUUGGAUGUAAAGUAUUCUUCAGACCCAGAGGUCAAAUUUCCCAUUACCAUUCUUCCAGGCUUCCAGGCAUCUGCCAUGGCAGCAAACAUGCCUUCCACUUCUACUGGAUUUGAAUUUGCAUCACAUGGAUACCAAAACCCACCGGCCUUUGAUACUUUUUCAACACCACAACCGUUCAAUCCCCCACCUUCUUAUGGAGGUCAUGGAAUGUACCCUUCUUUGAUGGAUUUUGGUAGCAAACAGUGA
Nerophis lumbriciformis (worm pipefish) is the source of this 1119-nucleotide messenger RNA. The record is from RefSeq and is a predicted model, not a curated record. NCBI's taxonomy places the organism in Eukaryota, Metazoa, Chordata, Actinopteri, Syngnathiformes, Syngnathidae.